AUGUUUGGAUAUCUUGUCGAUUUUGCCGGGAGCGCGGGAAUCGACACGGACCAGGACGGCGGUGUGACCUGGCCCGAAUACCAGGCCUAUUUGACUAGGAGGUUUGGACCGAAGCUGGCCAUGGUUGAUGGGCCAAUGAUUUUUGGGCAUGCCGACGAGAAUGGCGAUCGGCGCAUUAAUGAAAAUGAAUACAUCCACUACAUCACGGCCACGCUCGGGCGAGCCGACAUUGUCGAAAAGUUGAGCGAAUCCGAGGCGGCCCUCCUCAACGACAGCAAGCAUCCAACUUCGGAA
This is a messenger RNA of Mesorhabditis spiculigera, 294 nucleotides long. The record is from the annotation of a GenBank genome assembly. Lineage: Eukaryota; Metazoa; Nematoda; Chromadorea; Rhabditida; Rhabditidae.